AAUGAUCCACUAAGUUUACCACGGCUUCUAAAGUCGGACUGGCUCCGCCGAGUAUUCAGGGUAGUUCACGUUUAUCAUUCCGAGUGACUUGUAGGAAACGGUUAGGAAAAGUGCUUCGCUAUGGGUUAUAAUAGUAUAAAGCGGUUAGUAGGAGCACUUUUUAGGCUUAGUCGUGUUGCAAUUCUCGAUCGAGGCGGAACUAUCUGUGAACCGAUUUUUUUUUCCAAUUGGAGGUGUGACGUAUUGGUUAGAACGUGAGCCUAAAAGUUGAUACUGUGUUGUGAUUCUCGAUAGAAAAACCUACUCUAAAAGUUCACAGUGAAAAGUGACUUUAGAAUAAACGAUUAUUCUAACGGUUUAAUAUCAAACAGUUAAGGACUGAUUUAGUAUUCAAACCGACCCGACGAGUUCACGAUACUUGACGAAAGUGGUUGAUUACUAUACUAAUCUGAAGAUUUUGAUUUCGUGAAUCCAUCAGUGAAUCAAGCAAAAUGUCUCCCUCGAUUAAGAACAUCCCACGUCGUCAGGCCAUCCCGAUCCUGUACACCAGAGGAACUCAUUAUGACGUUGGAUACGAUGUGGGUCGAACGUUUGCGGCUAUCAUCAAAAACUUCCUGCAGUUAUCCGGACCGUUAAACGACACCUAUUUGCCUCUAUACAACACCGACGAAGGAAGAAAAGUGUACAACGAAACGCUUGAAUCGGUGAAAAAAUCUUUCCCACAGUACAUCCGCGAGAUGGAGGGUACAGCAGAUGGCGCACAAGUUGAAUUUCAUAAGCUAUUUCUACUGCACAUGGACGAGAUUCUACCGGUAGCCGUUGAAGGCAAGAACAGCAUCAAUCAACCGAUUGGAUGCUCAACGGUUUGCGUCAAUGAACCGGACUGCGAAAUCCUAGCCCAUACCGAAGAUGCCCUGAGCGAAGUUCUCAAUCACUACUACUUCGUUUCGGCUCACAUCGUAUCGGACUCUCCUCAGGGCAAGUACAAUGUGACAGAGGAGCGUUUCACUUCGCUUUGCUAUGCGGGCCAUCUUCCGGGGUAUACCAUGAACUACAACCACCAUGGGUUGGUGUUCUCGAUCAAUACUCUCAGUGCUAGUAAGCUGUACAGCGGCAAGACUCCUCGUCACUUCAUCACACGUGCUCUGCUUUCAGCGGAGAACUUUGCGCAAGCGCAACUAAUUCUUCGGGACAACGGAGUAGGCGCUGCCGAUGGUUGCUCCGUUAAUAUGACGUUCUUGAAACAAGAUGGCGACCGUUUGUUCCACAAUGCUGAAAUGGGACCAGCCGAGCGGGAUCAGUCGCAGCUUAACAUUCUAACGGCCAGUCCCGGAGAGCAUAUUGUCCAUGCCAACAUGUACCUUCGGUUGCCGGUUCCGGAGGUAAACGGUUUGAUCAUCGACUCCAGCGUGGAACGUAUGAAGACAUUCAAGUCGUUCAAUGCACCGAAAACCCUGAACGACGUCAUACGAAUGCUAGGAGAUCAGAGCGCCAAGGAGCAUACCGUGUUCCGCGAGAAGGAUGCCAAAGACAUCAUCAAGACGGUUUGUGUGGGUAUCUUCGACUGCCGGAAGCGCACUUGGUCGCUGUACUCGGACAAUCCGAAAUUCAACGCCCCGCUUGUUGUGAUGCCGCUGGUUAUUAAGGAUUAAGUGAUCAUAUGUGCUAGAAUGAGGGGGUUCGAUCCUGCAUUUAAUGCUUUUAGGUGCAAUAUUUGGUUGUAACGCAGCAAGCUUUGCACACGGCUUUGUUUGCUUAGGUUCAACCUUUUGUGGUUUAUUUUAUAUCAAUCGUUAUACUUGUAAUUAUAUUACGUUAAGCUUA
Molecule: messenger RNA, 1824 nt
Organism: Aedes aegypti (yellow fever mosquito)
Lineage: Eukaryota; Metazoa; Arthropoda; Insecta; Diptera; Culicidae
Gene: tan
Exons: 8
Coding region: 492-1652 (386 amino acids)
Source: RefSeq, a predicted model, not a curated record